AUGGCGGAUGAAGGAGAAAUUGAUAAAUCAACUGAAAAUAAAGAUACUGUAUUUGCUGCACAACCCACUACUGUUACACUAAAUUGGAAUUUAUUAAAUAAUUUAAUAAAACAAGAGAAUGAAUUAACAAGAAAAAAUAUCGAGAUGAUUAAAUUUAAUACAAAUUUAUCGAAAGCAGAAAUUACUGAAUGGCAUAAUAAUCUUUUACGCAACUGUGCAAAUAAUGAACUCUCAAUAGAUGAAUUUGUUGAAAAUUUUGAAGCUUUAUAUUCAAAUGGCAACGCAAAUAAUUUUAGCAAAAAUGUAUUUCGUGUAUUUGAUCGAAAGAAUAGUGGCACUACAAUUGGAUUGAUUCAAUUGAAAGAUCCAUAUCUCCGUUUUAGUAUUGCAUUCGAUCUAUAUGAUCACAAUUGUACUGAUAUAAUCGAUGUUAAUAAACUGGUUCAAGCUAUAUCUACUUUGUAUGAUUUUAAUGGUGUAGUUGAUCGUAAAGGUAGUACUUGGUAUGACAACAAAUUGUCACCAAUUAAAAUCGUAAAUGCAUCAUCAUCAGGUGAACCAUUACCAGAUUUUAUGAAUGAAAAAAAUUUUAAAAUUUUAAUUAAUGCUGAUGAUAAGUACUUAAGGCAAAGGCAACGGCGAUGUAAACGACCUUAA
Messenger RNA from Adineta steineri, 657 nucleotides. Lineage: Eukaryota; Metazoa; Rotifera; Eurotatoria; Adinetida; Adinetidae. The record is from the annotation of a GenBank genome assembly.